Molecule: messenger RNA, 1478 nt
Organism: Osmerus eperlanus (European smelt)
Lineage: Eukaryota; Metazoa; Chordata; Actinopteri; Osmeriformes; Osmeridae
Exons: 8
Coding region: 96-1436 (446 amino acids)
Molecular function (GO): N,N-dimethylaniline monooxygenase activity; flavin adenine dinucleotide binding; NADP binding
Source: RefSeq, a predicted model, not a curated record
ACUCCCUUAAAUAUGGAGUUGUAUCACGUAACCCUCAGAUUCGAACCGCCGUAAAAGUUUAAAGUUCGUCUCAUCCCAUCUCUCUUUUUUGUUGCAUGUCUUCAACGGAGAACGUACAUCACAGAAUGUGGCGUCUGCGCGUGGCGGUGGUGGGGGCGGGGGCGGCCGGCCUCUGUGCCGCCCGACACAUCCUGUCCAGACCGGACAUCUACGCCUCGCCCGUCGUCUACGAGCUCUCGAAGAACGUCGGGGGAACCUGGUUCUACGAGGAGCGUGUCGGUAGAUACGACAACGGGAUACCCAUACACAGCAGCAUGUACAGAAACCUCAGGACCAACCUUCCCAAAGAGGUGAUGAUGUUCCCCGACUUCCCCUUUGACCCCCAGCUCCCUUCCUUCCUGCCCCACAAGGAAGUUCAUCGGUACCUGCAGAGCUACUGUGAGACCCACAGCAUCACGCCCCACAUCAAGUUCACCACAGUGGUGGAAGACGUCAGCCCCGUCGCCACGGAGACAGAGGAGUCGUCGGCCGGUACGAGGUGGACGGUGACGUCGCGUGACGGGUCGGGAGAGGAGACGACGGAGGCCUUCGACUCCGUCUUCAUCUGUAACGGGCACUACUCUGACCCCCACUUCCCCUCCAUUCCAGGGAUGGAGCACUUUAAAGGCACAGUCAUGCACAGUCAUUCGUACCGUUACCCUGAGCCAUUCUCUGGGAAGUCAGUCGUGGUUCUCGGCGCUGGAAACUCUGGAGUAGACAUCUGUCAAGAGCUGGCAAGAUCCGACGCCAAGGUGAUUCUGAGCCACGGGAAGCCCACCCUGCCCACCCUCUCCUCCGUGGGGGUGGAGCAGGUGCCUCCUAUGGUACGGGUCCUGGAGGAUGGAUCCUUCCAGUUCCAGGACGGCUCCGUGACCAAGGCCCAGGCUCUGAUGCUCUGCACGGGCUACAACUUUACCUACCCCUUCCUCAACCCCACCAAGCUGGGCUUGAAGAUCCAGGAACAGCUGGUGACCCCUCUGUACAAGUUCAUGAUGCCCCCGGCCUUCCCCUCGCUCUUCAUCCUGGGCAUCUGCAAGAUCAUUUGCCCCUUCCCCCACUUCCACUGUCAGGUCCAGUAUGCCCUGGGGGUGCUGGAAGGCUCGGUGCCCCUGCCGUCCCGCGCCGACAUGGAGGCGGACGCCCAGAGAGAGAUUGACAGGAAGGCAGAGAUGGGGGUGCAGCUCAGACACAUGCUGAGGAUGGAGAAGGACCAGUGGGGCUACUACCAGUCUCUGGCCCACACAGGGAAGUUCUCCCCUCCUCCUCCGGUCACGCAGAGCCUCUUCAACGAGGUGGUGAAGCAGAGGCAGAUACACCCGCACAACUACAGGAGACUCAACUACCGGCUUGUCAGCGCCACCCAGUGGGAACAGAUGGAAACGCAGACUAGUUUGUGAGAAUGAGGUGGUGGAGGAGGAGGUGGUGGAGGAGGUGAUUUA